Messenger RNA from Soboliphyme baturini, 201 nucleotides. NCBI's taxonomy places the organism in Eukaryota, Metazoa, Nematoda, Enoplea, Dioctophymatida, Soboliphymatidae. The record is from the annotation of a GenBank genome assembly.
AUGCUAGUCGUGCGUGUUCAGUGUCGACUGUGUGGCAACGGCGAUCGAGUGGUUCGUUUGACUGAGCUGUCAGGCGUCGAAGUCGACUUGGCCGGGUACAGCCUCACGUGGGUGAACCUCAGAUGGUCAACGAGCAGGCGAAAGAGGGACGUGGAAGUCGAACAUUCGCAAAGCACCAGCCGGCAGCAGGGGCCUAAGUAG